UGACAGCGUCUGGUAACGUCGACCGCGCUUUGAUCCAGACCUCUGCGAUGAGAGGCGCGUCACUUCCUCGCCCGAUGCCCAUCCCUUUGGAAAAAAAAAAAAAAAAGAAACCUCACGCACGGAGCAACGACGGCGAGAAAAGAGCGAGGGAAACGCCGAGAGGGAAGGGAAAGUCAAACGCCAGAUGAAAAAGCUGGACACCGAGGAGGGAGCCAAGCAAACGCCGCAAUAACACCUUCUAAAUCAUGCCACUUCACAAAUCAGCACGGGCCCGUCUGGACCCUACCAUGAUCUCAGCCCCACUGGGUGACUUUCGCCACACAAUGCACAUUGGGAGGGGAGGUGACACCUUUGGAGACACCUCCUUCCUGUCCAAUGUUGGUCCAUCCAGUCCAUCCAGCCCAUCCAGCCCAUGCAGCCCAGAGCCGAGGAGUCCGGCGAUCCAACCUGCUGCUGAACCUAUGGUGGCCGUCAACCACAGUGUUGUUCAUAAACCCCCCCCACGAAGCCCUCAGAGCAUCGACCUUCAUCACUCUGACUCAGAGUCAUCAUUAACGCUGGAUCUGGACCUUGACCUGGAUCUGGGUCCAUCGAUGCUGGGAGAUGUAUUAGGGGUCAUGGACGGAAUGGGUCUUGACUCAAAUGACGAUGAUGUGCUCAGUACCAAAAAAGAUAAAUCCCAAGUGGAAAAGCAAGAAAAAGCCGGCGUGGAAAUGUCUGUGAGCAUGCAGAAUGAGCUUAAUGGAAAGAACUUGGUUGGGCUGGAUGGGAACCAGGUUCCAGACAACAGACUCCCAGAUGGAAAUGGAAUCAAGUUAAAGGGGCUAAAACCAAAAGUGAGAUUUAGUGACAAACGAGAGGAGAUAAUUCGCCAGGCAUCUGAAGAGGAAGAGAGUCAAGGCUUUGACCUCCAGGAGGAAAAUCAGCAGGUGUGUCUUAGUCCAACAAGGGGCGAGAGUCACACAGGUGAAAAUGAGUUGAGCAAUCAUAAGGCAGAGUUGCCACCUAGUCCCUCUUCAUCACAUAGCUCAGAGUAUGAAGGAGUCACCCUGGACAGGAGGAGGGUCGACGUUUGCCACUCAGAGACUGAUACGGAGGAGGAGGAAGAGGAGGAGGAGGAGGAGGAGGAGGUAACUGGUCGAGGCUACACAUUUGAAGAUGAGCUGGAUGAUGAAAUAGGCCUAUAGGGGAUAUUUGCUGUCAGUUUAAUCAAGUAUACUGUAUUUUCCUUGACUCAUAUCUGCAUUAUUUGAGUGGGAGUAAAGACUAUAUCUAAAUGCAAAGUGUAUUUUUCAAGGCUCAGUUAAAGGGAUGCAGUUAAGAUGAUGAUGCUAAACUGAAGAAGACAUUUAUGUUCUAUGUACCAGGGUAACAGGUCUUUUGGAGACUUCAUGUCAUUUAAGUUCUUACAGUGAAAGCUUUGUAGCACUGAUUUAACCUCUGCUCGGUGGAGAGCUUGGUUCAGCCUUAAAGAAUGAUGCCUGCAUUGUUACUUUUUAUUAUGUCUUAUAUAUAAAAAUGCACACAACAGAUGCUGUGUGCAUUGUGUUUGAUGAGCUUCGUGUGCCUUAAAGGGAGCUGUCCGCUUCCCUAUUGUACCCUAUCAGUGUCCUAUUAGUUAUUCUUCAUAUUGCAUGUUUAUUACAAUCGCUAUCUUUACAAAAGCUUUACAAACAACACCCACGGACACAUUGUCAGAAAACAAAACCUGUGUAUAAUUGAUUACUGUGAAUUUGACACAUUCCAAAUCUGACAGUGUUUCUCUGGCUUCAGACCAAAGAUUAUCUGUCUGCAGUUACUUUGCACGUUGUUAAAUCUGGGGUCCUCGGGGCCGAACUGACACUAAUGUGCGAAGUCCUGGGAUUUAAUGAUCACACUGUAAAUCAUGACCAGCAGUGUAUUUUUGUACAUGCUUUUGGCUUGUAUAAUGCUUUUAUUUGAUCAUGCUGUAAAUGGGAGAGAUCAUUGUGAUCAUCUGCUAAAAGUGCUGGUUGAAACACUUGUGAUUUAAUGAGGAUUAUGGUGACAAACAAUAAAACCUCUUUCUGGAAUUCAAAA
Messenger RNA from Betta splendens (Siamese fighting fish), 2058 nucleotides. It is a transcript of the gene cdc42ep5, whose product is annotated as CDC42 effector protein (Rho GTPase binding) 5. The transcript is spliced from 2 exons. The record is from RefSeq and is a predicted model, not a curated record. Lineage: Eukaryota; Metazoa; Chordata; Actinopteri; Anabantiformes; Osphronemidae. Bases 246 to 1187 code for a protein of 313 amino acids.